Molecule: messenger RNA, 5501 nt
Organism: Cydia strobilella
Lineage: Eukaryota; Metazoa; Arthropoda; Insecta; Lepidoptera; Tortricidae
Product: importin subunit alpha-1-like
Exons: 12
Coding region: 102-1634 (510 amino acids)
Biological process (GO): NLS-bearing protein import into nucleus
Cellular component (GO): cytoplasm; nucleus
Molecular function (GO): nuclear import signal receptor activity; protein binding
Source: RefSeq, a predicted model, not a curated record
AUCACACAACGAAGAUUCCAGCUGUCGAUUUGUGUCCGAGAUUUUGUGAUAUCUUUACGUUCUUUAGUUUUUUGGUCAUUUUAUUAUAUAAUUGUUCAAUCAUGUCUGAAAAUAAUCAUACUUCGCGGUUGUCUGCUUACAAAAACGUCGGUAUCGGAACUACUGACCUCCGUCGCAAGCGUGCCGAGCUCAGCGUAGCGCUCCGCAAGCAGGCGCGAGAUGAACAGUUCCUCAAACGCAGAGCCCUGUCUCCGGAGGCCAAGGAUGAGGAUUUUCAGCCAGUUGAGAAGCUCCCGAGCCCGGCUGAAAUUGUUAAAGGCCUUAAGUCUUCAGACCUGCCCCUGCAGACAUCAUCAGCUCGGGCAGCUCGCCGUAUCCUCUCUCGGGAACAGAACCCGCCCAUCACAUCCAUGGUCUCGGCUGGGGUCAUACCACCCUUAGUAGCCGCGCUGGAGAGAGACGACUGUGUGGAUCUGCAAUUUGAAGCAGCUUGGGCCCUCACCAAUAUCGCGUCUGGGACGCAUGACCAUACUAUGGCAGUUAUUGAAGGUGGCGCCAUCCCCAAACUGGUGAGUCUCCUGGGUCGCGGCGGGUCCGUGGGCGAGCAGAGCGCUUGGGCGCUGGGCAACGUGGCCGGCGACGGGCCCGGGCCCCGCGACGCCGUGCUGCGCGCCGGCGCCCUGCCCGCGCUGCUGCCCAGCAUGGCGCCCGGCACCGCGCCCAGCACGCUCAGGACUGCGGUCUGGACCUAUAGCAACUUCUGCAGGAACAAGAACCCACUGGUGGCAUUCGAGCUAGUUGCCCCGGCUUUACCCUUCAUCUCGGAUCUGCUGGAAGUACAAGAUACUGAUGUGUUAGCGGACGCGUGCUGGGCCAUCUCGUACCUCACCGACGGGCCCAACGAGCGCAUCGAGGAGGUCCAAAUGACCCCCAACUUGUUGCAUCGCGUGGUCAGACUGUUGGAACACAAGUCCGCCGCCGUCAAGACACCGGCGCUGAGGGCUGCCGGGAAUAUGCUUACGGGCUCCGAUGAACAGACCGAUCGCUGCCUGGAUGCUGAAUGUGUCAGCUAUCUUCUGAAUCUGCUGAGCUGCGGCAAAUCCUCACUUGUCAAGGAGGCCGCCUGGGCGGCUAGCAACAUCCUAGCUGGCACACAGAUUCAAAUACAGCGAGCCCUCGACCAGGGCAUGCUUCCGAAACUCAUUCAUGUGCUGGCACAUGAAGACGCUAAAUGUCAAAAAGAGGCAGCCUGGGCGAUCACGAACCUGUGCCUCGGCGGCAGCGGGGCGCAGCUCGACGCGCUCCUCGCCGCCGGCUUCCUGGAGCCCUACUGCGGCCUGCUGGGCGCCGCCGACCACCGCGCCGUCACCGUAGUCCUCGACGGACUCACUAAUCUCAUGCAGGCGGCCGAAAAGUACGGACAGGUGGAGCCGCUCUGCCUCAAACUGGAAGAAAUUGGCGCGCUUGACAAGAUCGAGUCCCUGCAAACACACGAGAACGAAUCGGUGUACAAGAAAACCCUGCACAUACUGGACACGUACUUCGCCGACAACGAGGACCAAAACGCGGCGCCCGAGCAGACCCCCGACGAGUACCAGUUCGGCACCAACCAGCACAACAACAUCAACUUUUAAACAGGAAAGUCGACUGCAGUUACUCCAUACACACUUAGUCCCCAUUUUCCUCUCUGGAUAUUGACAUUAUAAAAAAUAUUUUUACUUUGUUUGUAUACUAACCACGAAAAAAAAAUGUUUUUUUCUCGAUUUCGUGGUUGAUCCCAUAGUAAGAGUUGCUCAGUAUAAUACCAAAACAUCCCUGGCAACGGGAAUUUUUUAGCCAUCCUGUAUAAACCAUAACUAUGCCCCUACGUUUUACUCUUUUCGAUUAUUUUAAAAAUUAGCAGCGAAAGACACAUUUCGUACAAAUUUUUAAACGCUUCUAUCUCUUAUAAUCCAUACUAUCCAUACUAAUAUUAUAAAUGCGAAAGUCUGUCUGUCUGUCUUUCUGUCUGUGUGUUCCCUCUUCACGCUUAAACCGCUGAACCGAUUUAGAUAAAAUUUGGCAUAGAGAUAGGUUGAGUCCCUGAGAAGGACACACAGGUUUUUAUCCCGAAAAUCAUCCCUGAAGAAAGUAAAAAGCGGGGUGGAAUUGAGAUAAUUAACGAAGUGCCUGCUAAUUUGUGGGCAUAAUAUGCUCAAACUUAGAUUGCUAUGAGAUAUUUUCCAGGCGCUAUUCUUACUCUAGCUGCGGUUACUAAGUCCACGCAGACAAAGUCGCGGGCAAAAGCUAGUAAUAAUAUAAAUGUGAAAGUGUCUGUCUGUCUGUUACCUCUUCACGCUUAAACCGCUAUACCGAUUUAGUUGAAAUUUGGUGUAGAGACAGUUUUGAGUCCCGGGGAAGGACAUAGGGUAGUUUUUAUCCCAGAAGUCAUUCUUUAAGGGGGUGAAAAAGGGGGGGUGGAAGUUUGUAUAGGGAAUCGAUAAAAAGCAGAUUGGACAAAAAAAUAAGCUACCCAAAUUACUAACUCCACGCAGACGAAGUCGCGGGCAAAAGCUAGUAAUCAAUAAAUUCGAAAAAAAAAACUUAGGGGCAUAGCUGUGGUGGUGUAACAAAUUGUGUCAAACUAUUUUCAAUUAUGUUAAUAUCCAGAGAGGAAAAUAAGGACUAGGUUUGUAUGAAAAGGCGAUUUCUCGCGGGUCGUGCCGGUCGGGCCGUGAUCUUCUCUUGAACAUACCUAGUCAUAGCGUCAUUGUUUAUUUAGUGUAUUUUCAAAUAUGAAUAUAUUAGAAUAUGGAGUUUGCCGAAUACUAAUAUUAGGCCGAAUGUUCGGUUUAGAUGCUACCGAACCGAAUUUCCGGCCGAAUUAUUCGGUUUAUCUGUAUCAUUUUAAUAUCUUUUUUCAAAAAUCUAAAUAAUAAAAAAAUCCUAUGGAUUCAACAUGUUUAAUCAUGUGUUUUAAUGACAACAGGAAAAUCGGGAAAAUGAAACCUGAUGUAAGAGAAAGUCUUGAAGAAUUUUUACAGAUAAAAAGUUAAAAAAUAUUUGUCGAAUAUUCAGCACUUUAACCGAACAAUUCGGCCGAAUACAAACAUUAGAAAACUUGCCGAAUGUGCCGAACACCGAACAAUUACCGAAUAUUCAGCCCAUCUCUAGAAUAUAUUGUUUAAUAUGUGAUAAUUUGUAUUUAGGACUACAUUCGUCAUUUUAAUAUCAAAAACUAUUGUAUUAUUAGGCGUUUUAAGUCUGAAAGUAAUUCUUGGCAUCAGGUUAUAGUGAAUCUCAACAUUGCCUACCAUGCCAAACAAUGCUUUUUCUGAUAAAUAGCUACCCAAUCUCCAUUUAUUAGAAAUUAAAUAGAUACAGCAAUUUUUUUGUAGAGAAACUAGUGCCUACGCCAAUUUUAGAGAUUAGAUGCCAAGCUGACCCCAGGCUCCCAUGAGCCGUGGAAAAACGCCGGGAAAACGAGAGGAAGAACUUUUUUUGUAGAGGUAUUACUUUAUUUUUUACCGGCAUGGUAGGCAAUGUUGAGCAAGUUUGUGGUGCCUAAAAACGGGGUCUCUAUUGUUUCCCAUAUUGUUUUAAGUCAUAAUGUAUUGUUUGUCCACAUUUUCGUUAGUCAUAAUUUGGUUUUUCUCAGAAACACGUAACUUUUCAGGAUUGCCAUAAAACAAACAUAACCUAACCUAUCUAAAGGAUAACCCGAGGAAAAUACUGAAAAGUUAACAGUUUCAGAAUUAUGACUAAUGAUAAUAUGCCAAUCAUUACAUUAUGAUUUUCAAUAAUUAUGUCUGUAUGUAAAAAAGAGUUCAAUAGUUGUAUAAUACUUAUAAUUUAUGUUUUUAAACUCAAUUAACUUUGUAUUCAUAACAUUAUUAACCGCCUUCAAAAAAAGGAGGUUCUCAGUUUCACCCAUAUGUUUGUUUGUCCUAAUUCUUGUUCGCGAUUUCGGGGUUGGCCCCAUAUUCACCCCUCAGUUUGGACAGUGAUAACAAAAGCACCCUGUAUAUGUCAUAUCGUUGAUUAUAGUCCUAGAACUCUUCUUCAUUUAAAGGAAAUAAGGGUGCAUUCCACGAGAAUGUCCCUUACGAAACGCCAUUUUUCUAAUGGUUCUGAAAAAGCUGAGAAAAUGAUAUUGGGUCUGGUAAUAUUUCAUGACUUUGCUAACAAAUUGGCAGUAUAUUCUCGAGCUUUACGGGUUUGAUUGAAUUAGCUGACAUAAAAGACUAAAGCAUUUCGUAAGGGACAUUCUCUUGGAAUGCCCCUAAGGAAUUUGUAACUUCAGCAUAGAAGAGGUUUUCGACUUAGUUGACGACAUUUAUGUGUAUCUAUCAAUUGUUACGGGUUGCCAUCAUUAAACACUACCAUUCUAAAAUCUGGGCUGGGCCAUCCAUACCAAAGAGAACUAAGAGGACAUAGUGUUCGCUCCAUACAUCGGUUUUGUUACCAAAAAUACUAUUAUUUUCGAAGUCUACAUCUAGCGUCAAGUAGCGGAACUAUCAGUACUGCUACUCGACAAUAGAUGUUGCGGCUAAUAUUAUAACCGGAACUGUUUUCAAUUCCUUCUGCUUAUUACAUUAGUUAUUAAAUGAGGGCUAACGCGUAUGAAUUCGCCGCUAGGGGCGCUAGUAUAGAUGGUGGUCUUUUACAUAGUUCGAAAUGUCAAAUGUCACUUGUCACUUCAAUGACUGACAGCUGUUCUUUAGUCUUUUGGACCACCAUCAACAGAGGCGCCAACUGGUGAGCAAAAAAACGAUAGCCCUCAUUGUUGAGCGAUACACUUUUCGUCAGUCGCGACACAUGUGACAUCUAGUGUCGAGUAGCAGUACUGAUAGUUCCGCUACUUGACGCUAGAUGUAGACUACGAAAAUAAUAGUAUUUCUGCUAACAAAACCGAUGUAUGGAGUGAGCGCUCUGUGGUUUCUUAAUUCUCUUUGGCCCUACGUAAUGUACACGCAUCAUUCAAUAACAUCUUGUAUGACAAAGUGUUUUUUUCUCGCGUGUGUGUUUUGAAAGUCAUAUGAAACACGUGUGCUUUGGUCAUUACACACAUCGGCUUUUUUAUUGCGCGCUCGCUUCCAGCUCGCGAUACAAUAUUGCCUUGUGUGUGAUGACCCAGUAGCACACUUGUAUCAUAAUGUACUAUAUCAAUAUUGGCAUAGGUGUUGAAAUAAAUCUUCAUGUUAUAGUAUAUAGACUGCCAGGGUUGAGACUGAUUUUAUGUGAUAAUCAAUUUGUUAAGUUGCAAUAAGUUAAGUAUAGUUGGUCAAGCAAAUCUUGUCAGUAGAAAAGGCGCGAAAUUCAAAUUUUCUACGGGACGACGUCCCUUCGCGCUUACAUUUUUUUAAUUUUCUGCCUUUUUCUACUGACAAGAUUUGCUUGACCAACUAUAGUUGAUACACCAACUAUUUCUUGUGACACAGGAGACGCAGCCAUAGCAACCAGUUACAAGAUAUAGUUGAUCUAGUCUAGCCUAUGUUAUUAUUAAAAUUUUACUUUUGCAA